Molecule: messenger RNA, 1864 nt
Organism: Engraulis encrasicolus (European anchovy)
Lineage: Eukaryota; Metazoa; Chordata; Actinopteri; Clupeiformes; Engraulidae
Gene: fosab
Product: v-fos FBJ murine osteosarcoma viral oncogene homolog Ab
Exons: 4
Coding region: 176-1327 (383 amino acids)
Biological process (GO): regulation of transcription by RNA polymerase II
Cellular component (GO): nucleus
Molecular function (GO): DNA-binding transcription factor activity, RNA polymerase II-specific; RNA polymerase II cis-regulatory region sequence-specific DNA binding
Source: RefSeq, a predicted model, not a curated record
CCGGGAAGUUGUCAGUACAAACUUUCAGCCUCAGAGCGAAGGAUCAGCAAUACAGUGAAGGACUCUUUACAGGCAGCAGGGCAACGAACCUGCAACUGAGGAACAUCGACAACUCAGCUCUUCUAUACAUUUACUGAAUUCACCGUCGAUAGUCCAAUAUUUUCCUCGGAUUAUCAUGAUGUUCACUACUUUUAACACGGAUUGCGAUUCUUCAUCGCGCUGUAGCACAGCUUCUCCCAGCAACGCUGAUAACAUUGGCUACUACCCGUCACCCGGAUCCCAGUCGAGCAUUGGCUCGCCUCAGUCUCAGGAUUUCACAGACCUCUCCAGUGUCUCCAGUGCUUCCUUCAUCCCCACUGUGACCGCCAUCUCCUCUUCCCCUGAUCUGCGGUGGAUGGUGCAGCCGGUGGUACCCUCUGUGGCCCCCUCCAACCCCCGGGCACACCCCUACGGUGCCAACCCCACCUCUGCCUACAGCAGGCCAGGGAUGCUCAAGACACCAACCAAAUCUGGAAGACGGGGCAGGAUGGAACAGCUCUCCCCUGAGGAGGAGGAGAAGAGGCGCGUGCGCCGUGAACGAAACAAGCAGGCCGCCGCAAAGUGCCGCAACCGCAGACGGGAGCUCACCGACACCCUCCAAGCUGAAACUGAUGAUCUGGAGGAUGAGAAAUCCGCUCUUCAGACAGACAUUGCCAACCUGAUGAAGGAGAAGGAGAGGCUGGAGUUCAUCCUGGCGGCCCACAAGCCCAUCUGCAAGAUCCCGGCCGACCUGCCCGAGGCCUUCCCCAUCACAACCACCUCCUCCAUGGUGCUGGAGUCAGUCGCCACUCGGCCCCAGAGCACCUUCGCCGGGUCCCCCAGCUCGCCCGAGCACCCCCUCUCCAUCUCCACCGCCGCAGUCACCACUACCUCCUCCUCCUCGGCCUCGCUCUUCUCCAGCCCGUCCAGCGUGGUGGCGCUCGGCGGCGACAUGACGGCAGUCAAGAUGGCGGCCGUCGACCUGGACUUGGCCCUGGAGGACUCGCUGGACAUGCUGGCCAAGAGCGAGCUGGAGACGGCGCGCUCGGUGCCCGACAUGGAGCUGCCUGGUGCCCUGUACACGCAGGACUGGGAGCCCCUCUACACCUCGGCCGGCAACGAGCUGGAGCCCCUGUGCACGCCGGUGGUCACCUGCACGCCCUCCUGCACCACCUACACGUCUUCCUUCAGCUUCACCUACCCCGAGAGCGAGGUGUUCCCCACCUGCGGCCUGGCUCACCGCCGGGGCAGCAGCAGCAACGACCAGUCCUCUGACUCCCUCAGCUCCCCGACCCUGCUGGCCUUGUAACACACACACAGCCUUGAACUUUUAUCGCCUCCAAGUGUUCAAAUAAACAGUACAUCAUAAUGCUAAUAGAUCACAAGGCUACGGACACAAAAGACGAAAGCAACAGCCACAACAACAACAACAAAUAUAUUAUUGUAGUUAACCUAUUUAUCAUCUUCUCAGCCUCUUUGAUGAUGUAGCAAGCUAAAGCAUGGUUUAACCACUUCUACAUUAAAUAUAGUUUGGUUAACAUUGUAGUUUCUAAUACUUUACUGGUGCUAGAUAAUGGAAUUGUUUAGCUGCUGCUGACAUUCGAUCAGAGCAAUAGAGAACAAGAAUUGUUAGAAUGUGAGUGAAUUUGUUUUUUUUUAUAUAUAUAUAAAAAAAGAUGUGUCUUACUAUGGUCUGGAUGGUCUUCACUACAUUAGUUUUCUGUGAAAACGUUGUUUUUAAUUUAUGAAACUUAAAAGUUAUUUUUGUACCUGAUAUUGAAAACUGAAUUUAAGAAAACUUUAAUAUUGUCUGCGAACUUGUGACAAUAAAUAUAUUUAAAAUGUA